Molecule: messenger RNA, 2431 nt
Organism: Phragmites australis (common reed)
Lineage: Eukaryota; Viridiplantae; Streptophyta; Magnoliopsida; Poales; Poaceae
Product: WPP domain-interacting tail-anchored protein 1-like
Exons: 5
Coding region: 173-2164 (663 amino acids)
Source: RefSeq, a predicted model, not a curated record
UGAAUUCCAAGAGAUUACCCUCCUUGCCACUGCAUAAACCGACGCCGAACAGGCAACUGCAGCCCCACUCCUCUGUCAAUCUGUCACCCGUCUACUGCAGACCUCCGCCCGACCGCCCGUGGCGCGCCGCCCUCCGCGCCUCGAUCCAGAUCCAGGAGGCACGAUAAGCAUUAUGGAUGUUGAGAAUGAUAAAGAUGGUAAUCAUUUCCAGGAAAGUGCCCUACCAUAUGAAGAUAGAAUGAAUUCAGGAGGAAACAAUAUAGAAAUUCUAACAAGAGUAGAGCUUGAACUUCCAUUUGCCUCCGAAAAAUUACUAAAUUUGGAGAUGCUAGUUAUGGAAAUAGCUCAUCGAGCUACUGAUCUUGAGCCGAUUACAUUUGAUAAUGAAUCUGUCUCUUCUGAGACUGCUGAGAAUGCUUUUGAGUUGGACAUGUUGUAUGGCAUUCUUGAUGCAGAAGUCAAGGAGUUAGAUAACUUGAUUAGUUCUCUUCAGACUGAUAUUAAGAGUAUUGAGCAUAAAGUUUAUGAAGAAUCUGGAGGCAAGGUUAAAGCUAAGUUGGAUGCUGCUAUGGUGUCUUUGAAGCAGAUGCGAGAGCUAAUUGCUAACAUUAGAAACGAGUCUGCAAAGUUUGAGAAACCCAUAGAGUUUUCACACGAUAAGGAAGGGACGAUUGAAGGUGUUAGAUGUGAAAGUGGCCAUCUUUCAUACCAAAGUGAUCUGCAGACCGACGAUCAGCGUAGAAGUGUUUUGCAUAUGUUGGAACAAUCCAUAGCAAGUGAGCUAGAUCUUGAAAAACAGCUCUCUGAUUCAAGAUCUGUCAUAGAAAACCUCAAACUGAAGCUUAAUAAUCAUGAACAGGAAACAUAUUUCCUAGAGGAAUCAGCUGAAACAAUUUCUAGUAGAAUGUUUGCAGCAGAAAAUGCUUCUGAGCUACUCCUGGGAACUUCAAAGGAACUUAUAAAUAGGCUUAACACCAUGCAGUUCCAUUUAAAUUCACUAAAAUGUAGGGAAGAUGAUCUUAAGGUGAAAUUAGAGCAAAGUUUGACAAAGCUGUCUUUUCUGGAAGUUAGCCGAGAGAAUAUGCAGGAAGAGAGUGACAAAGUGGGAGGAGAAUCACCAUCAUUGCGGGAUAAGGUCCAGGAAUUAGAAAAACAGUUGAGAGAAUCCAAUUCACAACUGCAAUUGGCAAAGGCAUCAACAGAAGCAAGUCAGGAAGAGCAGAAUGCUCUGCACUCUGAACUAAGCACAUUGGAAAAUAUAAUUAAGAAUCUCAAAGAUGAUAUCUCGCGAGCAGAAAGUAGAGCGCAGAAUGCUGAAAUAAGGUGUAUGCAGCUAACUCAAGCUAAUAUAGAACUUGAUGGGGAGCUAACUGCUCUUAAAAGUCAAAAAUCAGAUAAGGUUAGCCUUUUGGAGAAGAAAUUUAAGGAGUCGAAUACCCAAUUAGAGCAUGCAAAGGCAUCAGUUGAUGCCAUUGUUGAACAGCAGAGUAUGCUGAAAUCUACGAUGUCUGACAUGGAACAUAUGAUUGACGAUCUGAAGGGCAAGGUUUCAAAAGCUGAAACUAGAGCUGGUAAUGCUGAAUCAAAGUGUACAUUGUUAACAGACACAAAUUUAGAACUAAGUGAAGAGCUAUCCUUUCUGAGAGGUCGAGUAGAAUGUCUAGAAAAUUCAUUACGUGAAGCCAACCAUGUGAAGAUGUCUACUGCCAAGGACAUUGGAAUUAGAACUAAAAUUAUAACUGACUUGGUCACAAAACUGGCAUUGGAAAGAGAACGACUUCAUCUUCAGAUUGCUAUGUUAACAAAGAAGAACAAGAUAUUGGCUCAAAAGUGCAAAGAGACUGUUAAGGAUAGCACACAAUUGAGCCAAAAGGCUAUUAGCAAGCACACUGAACUUCAGUCCACUGAAAUAGCUGAGGAAAUAUCUCCAGAUUUUUUGUCAUCACAAACUGAGGCGGAGAAACAAGCAGAUCAGCUCAACAAUGAUGAAGGUAAGACGCACAUUCCAGCAGAGGAUGACUCAACUUCAGAGGACAGUCUUGAGACAGUUCGGGCCAUAGAGCCACGUCUGCUCAACCAGAAGUCUAUUGCCGUGGCAUUUAUAGUCUUCUUGUUGGCUGCUAUCCUCGUAUAUGUGCUGCUCGAAGGUGGCAGCACAGCAUGAUCAGCUAAUUUAUGCCAGUGCAAUCUCUAGUGUCAGAUGACAGUUAACUCAUCGAUGUACAACUAUUUACAUAUCAUGUUUUCUCCUUUUCUUUUGUCUUUUCUAUCUGUUGCGAUGGGCAAUUUUUUGUGUUGUACAUGUUGUAGAUUUGUGCUAGUGCCUUCAGCUUUGACCUGAACUUUGUGAUUAUGCAUAUGGCAGCGGCCCUUUUACUGUUUUUCUGUGGAGAAAAAUAAUGCAUGGCGAGGGAUAUUUUUGGGGUGUUUA